CCCAGCUCUGCCUGUCCCCACUCACACCCAAAAGUCGUAAGACAGGAUUGAGGCAUCUCACAAACGGUAAAUGACCAAGCAACGGCUACAUUAGGAUAUCUAACUAAAUUAAUGGAUGCGGAUAAUAUGGGCCUAGAUAGCAAGAAGAUUAGGGAGAUUGUCCGUUUUUGGCUUGACGACCUAGCGAUUGUUUGGUUUAUUCUAAGACUUGUUGCAUGUAUGGCCAUUUAUUUCGUUUCAUAGGUGUUGAGAUGCAGUUAGAAUUACUUGAUAUCUAUAGCUUUUUCUUUCUUCCAGAAGAGGAUAUUGAAACCUCUUGUUAAAGUGACUUCAAUCUGCCAUGAUUGAACUCUGAAUCCCUGACUCAAAGUUGAAUUAGACUUUCAAAGUUCAUAACUGUUGCUUACAACAUGUUGGUGCAAUUUGCUUGAAUAGACUAUCACACAUUUACUCCAGUUUAAAACAUUUUGCUGUGCUUCAAAAUGCAUUCUCUCUCUCUCUCUCUCUCUCUCUCUCUCUCUCUCUCUCUCUCUCUCUCUCUCUCUUAUGCUAUGCUAUGUUCUCUAUGCCUCUGCUUAUCUUAAAGCUAUAACUAAGUUGCAAAGUUCUAUGCCAUAAAGUAUGGAAAUCCCCAGAAAUCAUAACGGAUGGUCAAUAUUUGUUUAAUAGCUAAUGUAUCUCUUUCUCCCUCCCCCCUGCAGAGGACUAGACCAACUCAGGCAAAAUGGUGAAAGUAGGUGUCAAUGGGUAAGAUACAUUUUCAUUUAACCCCUUAACUAACACAACAAAACCCACAAUAUAACAAUUUAUCACCACCACACAGACACGGUGUUAGAAUCUCCUACUCUCGCUUUGACCUAAUGCAGAGCUUAAGCAUUAAAACCAGACAUCUAUUUGAAAUGGCAAUCUGGCUAAUAUAUAAAUUAAUAAUAACUAAAAUAUAGGAAUUAUUACAAUCAAGAUUUCAGUACAUCAUUCCUUACUAAUGGAUGUACCCUGGUAACCUCACACAGGGAGUACUGAUCCCCCUUUGAAAGGACCCGCCCUCUGUUUGCAAGAUACACAAGUUGCAUAUGAUACACAAGUCAUCCCCGAUGUAGUAUUCAGACGAGCCCUGAGAGGAGCUUGGCUUUCAUGACCCUCCUCUCUGUACCCUUCUCUCUUGCGCCAGUCUUUUUUUAGCCAGGCAACCUUUGGAGAGAAGGUCAGGGGUACAGUACAGUGUCUUGUUGACAUUCUGAACCAUCAGAACAUUCAAUGGCUAUACAUUUAAUAGCUGUCUUACUCUGAAAUAGCUCAGCAACUAAAGAGCAGGAACUGUGUAAAGACUUGUGUUUUGCAGAAGGCACACUCUGACUAGCAGAACACAGACACACACAAACCCAGGGACAGUCUCUUGUUGUUCUCAGUGAUGUUUUGUGCUUUUCACUAGUAGGCAAGUGAUCACCUUGUGCUUAGAGUUGAAUAGAACAUCUUUAUUGUCCAGUCUACAAACAGUUGAAAAUGUGUAUUUGGCCUCACUCAUCACAUCUGUAAGGGGAUCUGCAUCUCCACCUCUCCUCUCCUCCUCCUCCCCUCCACCUCUCUGAGGACAGUGUGUAUCAGAGCCUGUCUGUCUGUGAACCUGAUUAGCUAGUUAAAAAGUAACUCUCUACUAAUCAAACAGGUGGAGGAUUACCACAUGAGGGGUAGACAGUUAGACUUUACACCCCAGAGAGUACAGCCUCAGUCCGGUUCCCUCUGCUGGCUACGAUACACACCUCCCUCUACCCCUCCCCUGAACCCUGUCCUCUUUCUCUGGAAAUACAUUCUUUUGAGGUCACCUAGUCGCCACAUGUUCCUUUGAGAUUUAUUUGAAAGCUCUUUAUAUCCGGUCAUUAGUCUUUUGCUUCAGGUGCUACACAACAGUCAGAUGUUGUAGAACAGAAAUGUGUCAGUUCAGUUGUAUACAUGACAUUUCUAUCUGCAACCUUUGAAACAUGGCUCCCUACUGAGCAAGGCUCCUGCUGUUACAUUAAAAUACAGGUACACAGACAGGAGAGAAAUAUGGGGGACUACCACAAACUAGUGGCCUGACUUUGGAGUUAACAUUGCAUACAAGUAUCUUCAUUUGUUUUUCAAUAGCGAGAGGUUUAUGAAAUUCCAUGGUAUUGAUCAGGACUGGGUGUGACAUCAAGGAUUAAUGGAAUGAAUCGUCUUGUCCCCCAGAUUCGGCCGUAUCGGGCGUCUGGUGACCCGUGCUGCAUUCCACUCCAAGAAGGGAGUUGAGAUUGUGGCCAUCAACGACCCCUUUAUCGACCUGGACUACAUGGUGAGUAGCCUAAAGCCUACAAUGGACCAGGGACUUCUAGCCCACUCAAUCAGUAGAAAAACUCACACCCCUAAUUAUUAUUGAUUCCUAACAUGCAUAAAGAAGUAAGGCUUAGAUAGUGAAAUAUUUAGCUUAUGUAUAUAUUAGUUAUUCACCCUAACUUAUUAAGUUUCAAUAAGUUAGACCUUUGAAUGUUGCUGUCACCAUGAAGCCCUCAAUGAACAAACCAAGGCCUCUAACCAAGACCCUGUCAUAACUUAGGAUCAAUUAACAAUAGGCCAAGAGACUCACCUCCUCCUUUCCCUCUUCAGGUCUACAUGUUCAAGUAUGACUCCACCCACGGACGUUUCCACGGUGAGGUCAAGGCUGAGGAUGGCAAGCUGGUCAUCGACGGACACAAAAUCACUGUGUUCCACGAGUGAGUUCAUUAAUUUAGUAAAAAAUAAAACAAAUAAUUCACAUUUAUUUCCACAUCUAAAGAAAUUCAUAAAAUCAGGUCAGCAUCAGUAGAAUAUGCAGGAGAUAGCUAAAUUCCCUUGUGGCCUUAUGGAAUUGCGCCCCCUUGUGGAAUCUAAAACAACAUCAGUGAUAGUCUAGUAAUCUAUGGUGCUCUGCUUCCUCAUAACGUAACCCUGAACACACUCUCUCUCUCUCUCUCUCUCUCUCUCUCUCUCUCUCAGGAGAGACCCAGCUAACAUCAAGUGGGGAGAUGCUGGUGCCACCUAUGUGGUUGAGUCGACAGGUGUUUUCACCACCAUUGAGAAGGCCUCCGUAAGUAUCCACACCAGUCGACCGAGCAUCCACAACUGUAUGAUAUAGGAAUAGCAUUAGAACAGAAAUAACUACUUACUUUAUAACAUUACUUUACCCAUCUGGCUUAACCUGCAUUUGGUGCACAAUGUUGAAUACAUACAAUGACUAGGCCACAAGAUAUUUGAAAUAAGGGACUCCUCUAACAUCUUUCCCCCCUCCUCCUCCUCCUACAGACCCAUCUGAAGGGCGGUGCUAAGAGGGUUGUCAUCUCCGCUCCCAGCGCUGAUGCACCCAUGUUCGUCAUGGGCGUCAACCACGAGAAGUACGAGAACUCCCUCAAGGUUGUCAGGUGAGACCCUCUUCCCUCCGACUCAACACACACUCCCUCCACUUAACAGAUACUGUAUGCAGCACCCUGGCUAUUCUGUUGUGGUUCAGACUAUAAUUUAACACCUCUCUCUCCACAGCAAUGCUUCAUGCACAACCAACUGCCUGGCUCCCCUGGCCAAGGUCAUCCACGACAACUACCACAUCAUUGAGGGUCUGAUGGUACGGAUUAAAACAACACCGGGGAACAAUCACCUAGAGAGGGCUUAACAGAUUUCACACGGAACACUAACAGUACAGUACAGGGGAUGGACUGUUUUUUAAGAUCACCAACACACCGUCUCUGUUUUUCUUAUCCAGUCCUCCCCUACUACCACCACUUCUGUACCCCCUUAAUAUGGAUCACUCCUCCUCUCUCAUCUCCCUUUCCCCUAAUACCUCUCUCUCACUCCCUCAGAGCACCGUUCACGCCGUCACCGCCACCCAGAAAACCGUUGAUGGUCCCUCUGGAAAGCUGUGGAGGGAUGGACGUGGCGCCAGCCAGAACAUCAUCCCUGCCUCCACCGGAGCAGCCAAGGCUGUCGGCAAGGUCAUCCCCGAUCUGAACGGGUCAGUACCACAACCUCUAAAUAACCAAUAACAACCAGUAAAACAAGACACUCAAUUAUAAUAUCACAAGUUCACAACCUCCAACUAACGCCAGUAAAACACUAUUACAAUACAGCUGUACAUUCACUUGUAACACAACCUCUAUCUAGACACCAGUAAAACACUAUUACAAUACAUUCACUUGUAACACUAGUAUCACAACUUCCUACUAACCACCAGUAACACAUUUAUAACACUAGUAGCCAGCCACUACUACACAGUUUUCAGUCAACAGUCAAAUGUAUAGCAAUGAAACACAGACAUUUGUCUAAGAACCAGUCACUUAUUAUGUCUGUAUAUCAAACUAUAGAGGAGUAAGUUGAACUUUGACCUUGCACUUCUGUCACCCGCUCUUCUUCCUCACAGCAAGAUCACUGGCAUGGCCUUCCGUGUCCCCACCCCCAACGUCUCAGUGGUUGACCUGACCGUCCGUCUGGAGAAGGCUGUGAGUAGCCCCACCCCCGCCUUACCAAUCUGCCAAUACACAUCAUGUCUGAGUGUCUCUAUAGUGUACCUUACCUGCUGAUACAAGCAGAAAGAUAACACUGUCCUAGGACCAGUUGUUAGACACAAAGUGACCACCUAGUUAAAUAAAGAUAGCAGUAAAGCCCAUUGUUGAGUAGACAAGACAAUACAUUCAUUGAUACAUGGUUAGUUAGCAUUGGAAAUUUAGCAACAAUUUGACAACCCACCUCUUGUGUCCUUGAACCACAGGCCAGCUACGAAGACAUCAAGAAGGUUGUCAAGGCUGCCGCCGAUGGACCCAUGAAGGGAAUUCUUGGAUACACAGAGCACCAGGUUGUGUCUUCAGACUUCAACGGCGACACCCGCUCCUCCAUCUUUGAUGCCGGCGCUGGCAUUGCUCUGAACGACCACUUCGUCAAGCUGGUUACAUGGUAUGCAUUUAUCCUCUCCAAAUAUACACAUGCACACACAUAUAUAUAUAUAUACACACACAUUCUUGGUGAGUGAUGAAGAAUCCUGACAGUCUCUCUCCUCUCCCCAGGUAUGACAAUGAGUUUGGCUACAGCAACCGCGUCAUUGACCUGAUGGCUCACAUGGCCACCAAGGAGUAAAGCAACCAACCAGACGCUACCGCACUAUGUCAUGUGACCCACAUAUUCCCCAUUUGAUUGGACUAUCGCUCUUAACUUGCCUGAGAAAGUUACCCGCAUAAAAAAAAAAACUAACAAUCACAACUAUAUAUCUAUAUUUUUUUGUAUUGUAAAGACCCUGUUCUGGUCUUGUGAAAGGUGAGAUGGAAUUUGGGUGUGAAGAGAUUUUCUCUGUUUGUUGCACUGAACCUGCUUCAUUCAGAAGCGGAAUAAAAGUCCU
Molecule: messenger RNA, 5374 nt
Organism: Coregonus sp. 'balchen'
Lineage: Eukaryota; Metazoa; Chordata; Actinopteri; Salmoniformes; Salmonidae
Source: the annotation of a GenBank genome assembly